Oncorhynchus gorbuscha (pink salmon) is the source of this 2419-nucleotide messenger RNA. RefSeq names its product transcription factor Spi-C-like. The record is from RefSeq and is a predicted model, not a curated record. Gene Ontology annotation, biological process: cell differentiation; regulation of transcription by RNA polymerase II. Gene Ontology annotation, molecular function: DNA-binding transcription factor activity, RNA polymerase II-specific; sequence-specific DNA binding. Gene Ontology annotation, cellular component: nucleus. Lineage: Eukaryota; Metazoa; Chordata; Actinopteri; Salmoniformes; Salmonidae. Bases 1159 to 1953 code for a protein of 264 amino acids. The transcript is spliced from 5 exons.
ACAUAAGGUUUUGCAUUUAGGCCAAAAGUGUAUUCCUUUGCUUCUGUUUUUUUCUUCAGGAUUACUUUAGCGCCUUGUUGAAAACAGGAUGCAUAUUCUGUAUAUUUUAUUCUUAUUUUCGCUCUAUCAUUUAGGUAAUUAUUGUGGAGUCACUACAACGUUGACCUAUCCUGUUUUCUCCCAUCACAGCCAUUGAACUCUGUAGCUGUUUUAAAAAUCAUCAAUGGCCUCGUGGUGACAUCCCUAAGCAGUUUCCUUCCUGUCCUCAGUUCAGUUCAAAAGGACGACUACAUCUUUGAUGUGUCUGGGUGGUUUAAUACAUCAUCCACAGCAUUACUAUUAACUUGACCAUGCUUAAAGAUAUAUUCAAUGUCUGAUUUGUUAUUGUUGCCCAUCUACCAAGCACUGACCUUCUUUAUUAGGCUUUCAAAAAUAUCCCUGGUCGUUGUAUUUGAAUAUGUGCUUGAAAUGCAACGACUAUAUUUUAGUUAUUCAAUUUUAUUAAUUUGUAAAAAUGUGUAGAAUUUUCUUUUCACUUUGACAAUAUGGAGCAUUUUGCAUAGAUCAAUGACAAAGAAUCUAAAUCUAUUUCAACCCCACUUUCUAGCGCAUCUUAUUGUGAAAAUAAAGUGAAAGGGAGAGUAGACUUUCUAUAGGCUAUGUAAGUGUUAGCCAUGUGAUACAAUACACUUAAAACACAGAAGAUAUAAUGGAAAUUAUAUAGACAUUUCCCCAAGCAGUUCAAGGGUCUCAGAUUUCAAUUUACAGGAAAUUUAUGAUAAGAUAAUAUGUAUGUUAAUAAAUAUCUACCCAUAAAUGCUAAUUAGAAUGCUAUUGGAAGAUAUUCCUGGAUAAAUGAAGUCAUAAGAGAGGUUUGUUCAUGUGAUCUUCAUGUGAUCUGAUCUAGUAACAGUGUGAAAGAGUGAUUGUGGGAGGUGUAUCUGAUCUGCUCUUCCAAAAAGAGAAGUGUUGCCAACCACGAAUUGACGUUGACACAUUUAAAUAGACCAAUCUCUUUAUCUGGCGCUUCGUUUUAGCCGAAAGGUGAAUAUUGGGGCUUACACCACUAUAUAUACACUUGCACAAGUACAUCCAUCUCACACAAACAGUGGUCAGACACUGCUUGCCUUGUCUGAAGUUUACACUCAAAUAUACAAAAUGAGCUCACUGGAUAAUGACAUCAACCAGCACUUCCAGGAUGCAAUUGAUGUGAUUCAACGGCACUCUGACGAUCCGUAUUGUGAUACAGAGUAUAAGUACUUUGAGCCUCCAACGCGAUCGAGCAUAAUGUGCUGCUACCCCAUCACCCACCCUUCUGAUGUGCCAGGGCCAUAUGACUGGAACGAGCAGACGUCAUGGCCUCAUGUUGUUCCUUACGGCUCACUGGGUCCAUCUGUGACCGUGGACUACCCCCAGUUCUACUCCAUCGCACCGCCACCGAGGAGCGGCAAAGGUCGCAAGAAGCUGCGUCUUUAUGAGUACCUGCAUGAGGCUCUGGGCGAUCCCAACACGGCUGACUCCAUCCAGUGGACGGACCGUGGCAGUGGCACCUUCCACUUCAUCUCCAAGAACAAAGAGAAGUUGGCCGAGUGCUGGGGCAAGCGCAAGGGCAACCGCAAGACCAUGACCUAUCAGAAAAUGGCACGGGCGCUGCGCAACUACAGCCGAACGGGCGAGAUCGUAAAGGUGCGCCGCAAACUCACCUACCAGUUCAACCCAUCGAUCAUCCAGAGGCUUGGGGGCAUCAGUCACGUCAUUCCCCCCGCCGGGCACCCCGGGGCUGGCCACCCUGGGCGGGAGGUGCUCCUCCACCAGCAGCAUGCCCCAUCUGAACAGGCUUACUAUGGCUCUGCUGCUGCACCUGACUGGCACAACUGGUAUGGACAUUACUCCCUCCAGGGAGACUGUGAUCUUGCCACAAGCUUCACUUCAUCCACAGUCACCAAGGCGUGAACUCAGGUAAUGUCACUGUGGAAAAUAACAGAGGUUAAAAGCUGCUUUAGCUUGCUGUCAAUUCAUACGGUUACUCCUGCAUACUUCUGAGGGGGCCUACAACUGGGCCUUGUUAUGCAGCCAUUGUGUUAUGGGUGUCAGGAAACGUAACGAAACAUAAAGAAAAUGUAAAAAUGUUUACUCUCCGUUAGUUAUGCCAUUUAAAGGAAAAUGUAAUGACCAUUGAUCAGGUAUUGUGGAUCAUUGAAUAUGUAAAUAAUGAAAAUAUAUCAACUUUUUUUUACCUAUGAGAACUGUGAACCAGUUACAAGCAUUCGGUGUGGGUACUGUACAUGUAAAGGGAAAUAACUACAAUGUUGGAUUCAAAUAAGAACAUGUAUUACUGCAUGUCAUUUUGUAAAUAAUGAAUUCAAAUCCUUUGUAUCUCACACACAUUGAUGUAUUUUAAUAAAUAAUUUUUGUUUAA